AUGUCCGGACAGUACCCUUACGGUGCUCCCCCGCCUCCGCCCUCUGCAGCGCCCGUCGGUGGCUAUUCCUAUGGUCAGCAGUCAUACUCACCUGCACCCCGUGGUGGUGGUAGUGCCGGCGCUGGUAGUGGUAGUAGACCCCGUGGCAGCUACACCCCAGGGCCUGCUCGGACUGAUUAUGCAUCACCGUAUGGAGGAAGCUACCCACAGCAAGACUACAGCUCCCAUAAUGCGGCUUCAUACAGCCAGCAGCCCGUGAGCGGCUACUGGAGUGGCACUCCUGCAGCUCACAGCGGUGCGCCUUUGCCUCAGAGCAACUAUCACCCCAAUUACGUCCCCCAGAGCACCUAUCCACCCCAGCCUCCGGCUACAUACCAGCCCUCCGCAUACCAGUCCAGCGCCCAGCGCCCAUCGUACCCGCCGACUUACAGCUCCUCGACGCCAGAUUACUCUGCGCAGCAGUGGGCCGAUUCUGCUUCGCCCUACUCGGGAUACACUGGUAGAGGCGGUCGUGGCGGCUAUUCUGGAGGUGACCGAGCUGGUCACAGAGCUGAUGCUGGUUCACCCGCCCUUCGCAUGGGCUAUGACCAGGGCGCAGCUCACUCUACUCAAGCGAGCAACGGAUACGGCCAACAGUAUCCGCCUAACCAUCAUGCCGCGCCGGCAUAUCCUGCCCCUGCCCCCUACCCCAGCUAUCCUCCUGCAGUUCCCACGUACGCUGGGCCUGCGCCCCCUUCCUACUCACACAACUCACACAACCCUCAUGGGAACAGAGGGCGUGGUCGUGAUGGCUUCUCUGGGCAUCCUAGAGGUCGGGGUGGUCACCACAAUGAUCGCAACGACAAGUUUCGUCAAAAGGGUCAGCGGCCGCCGCAUCACGAUAAUCACAGCCACAAUGCCCACGCUCAGAAGUCUGAUGCAGCAUCUGCCAAAAAGAAGAAGCGCAAGACCAACACUCUUGGCCUUACUCCCGGCGAUGCCGACGAGUCAGAUAAAGAGAUCGACGAGGAGCAGCGCAUAGUAGACACCCUAGGCGACGAUCUCCCUGACAUCGGUGAUCUUGCGGGAUGGCUUGCGGAGCGCAGAGCCAGAUACCCUACCAAGGCCCGCAUCCAGGCCAAGAAGGAGGCUGAAGUAGCUAAACGUGCCGAAGCCGGCGAAGACCAGAAGCCUGUCCUCAAGUCCAAAGACGAGGAGAAGGCUGAGAAGCUCCGGCGACAAUUGGCCAAGGUGGAACGCAAGCUCGAAAAGCGGAAGCGCGAGACUAACGAUGAGGGUGAUGAGAUGCGUGUUGACGUCAAGGAAGAAGCAGAUUCUUCCAGCUCGUCAGACGAUGAACCUCCUGAGUCGCAAACAGCCAAAAAGGCUUCAUCAUUUCUUCCUCCGCCACCUAUUACACGCGCGGACCCGACAGCACACUGCAAAUACUACUCUACGGGAGGAGUAUGUGGUAAGAAGGGCAAGUGUCGCUUUGUCCAUGAUCCCGAGGUUCGCGAGAAAGCUCUACAGGAACAAGCUGCCAACGGUGGCAGGAUUACGCUCAAGCAGCGACUCAUGAGAAACGAGAAAGAGAUCGAGGAUCUAGCAAUCAUCCAGAGCAUUGUCAAUCUUAGGGGCAUUGGCAAGAUGCCCACGGCUCCCAAGCCGGCCUCCAAAGCUCCCGGAAGCUCAUCUCGUACGAGUCCCAUCCAUUCCACCCACCCCAAAAACCCACAUACACAUCAUACUGAGCCACAGAAUAGUUCCGGCCAAACCAGCGUUCUUGCCUCCGACUCCGGCUCUGCCACAGUAACGGCUUCCCCUGAAGUCAAGGUAAGCUUGUCAUGGCUGGCAAAUCUCUACCAAUCCAAGCCCUGUGGCUACCAUGGCCGAAACAUCAAGCAGGCAAUGGACUCACUAGAUGACGUUCGCCGCCGUCGCUGUCAUUCUCAACCAAAGUAA
This is a messenger RNA of Truncatella angustata, 1941 nucleotides long. RefSeq lists its product as uncharacterized. The transcript is spliced from 2 exons. Gene Ontology annotation, molecular function: RNA binding; metal ion binding. The coding region runs from base 1 to 1941 and encodes 646 amino acids. Gene Ontology annotation, cellular component: nucleus. Gene Ontology annotation, biological process: box C/D snoRNP assembly. The record is from RefSeq and is a predicted model, not a curated record. Lineage: Eukaryota; Fungi; Ascomycota; Sordariomycetes; Amphisphaeriales; Sporocadaceae.